Molecule: messenger RNA, 786 nt
Organism: Closterium sp. NIES-65
Lineage: Eukaryota; Viridiplantae; Streptophyta; Zygnematophyceae; Desmidiales; Closteriaceae
Source: the annotation of a GenBank genome assembly
AUGGGGGAUAGAUGUGGCAGGGGAGUGAGUGAAGCAGCAGGGGUGAUGGGGAUGGGGCGAGCGAAAAACAGCAAGGGUGAUUGGCAGAUGGGGGAUGGAUGUGGCAGGGGAGUGAGUGAAGCAGCAGGGGUGAUGGGGAUGGGGCGAGAAAAAAAUAGCAAGGGUGAUUGGCAGAUGGGGGAUGGAUGUGGCAGGGGAGUGAGUGAAGAAGCAGGGGUGAUGGGGAUGGGGCGAGCGAAAAACAGCAAGGGUGAUUGGCAGAUGGGGGAUGUAUGUGGCAAGGGAGUGAGUGAAGCAGCAGGGGUGAUGGGGAUGGGGCGAGCGAAAAACAGCAAGGGUGAUUGGCAGAUGGGGGAUGUAUGUGGCAGGGGAGGGUGGAACGGAAGAAUAGAUGAGCAGCAGAGGUCCCGAAUAGCAGAGGAGUGGAACAGCAAAGGAGCGGAACAGCAGAGGAGCGGAACAGCAGAGGAGCGGAACAGCAGAGGAGCGGAACAGGGGAGGAGCGGAACAGCAGAGGAGCGGAACAGGAGAGGAGCGGAACAGGAAAGGAGCGGAAUAGGAGAGGAGCGGAACAGGAGAGGAGCGGAACAGGAGAGGAGCGGAACAGGAGAGGAGCGGAACAGAAGAGGAGCGGAACAGGAUAGGAGCGGAACAGGAGAGGAGCGGAACAGGAGAGGAGCGGAACAGGAGAGGAGCGGAACAGCAGAGGAGCGGAACAGCAAAGGAGCGGAACAGGAGAGGAGCGGAACAGGAGAGGAUUGGAACAGCAGGAGAUUGGAAAUGUAG